This is a messenger RNA of Sinocyclocheilus rhinocerous, 1500 nucleotides long. RefSeq lists its product as uncharacterized. Lineage: Eukaryota; Metazoa; Chordata; Actinopteri; Cypriniformes; Cyprinidae. The coding region runs from base 132 to 827 and encodes 231 amino acids. The transcript is spliced from 5 exons. The record is from RefSeq and is a predicted model, not a curated record.
AGGCGGAGACUACAGCUGAUGGUUUACAUAUAUAUAUAUGGCCUCAGUGACAGUCACAUCACAUCUUGCCUGUGGUAUUAGAAUCGUGUGUUGUUACAUCAAGCGACAAACCGAACAGAACGCUUCUCAAGAUGUGCCUCUUGUUCAUUUUAAUAACCUGUUUUGUUAUCACCGCCGGUGCUGUGAGUGACAAUGGGAUAGUAAAGGUGAACAGGGGGGCAAACGUUUCCCUCUUCGUCCGAGCAUCUGAGCCGAAGAUGGUGAGUCUACGAAAGGUACAAAAAAACGGGACCCAAGAGGUCUUUCGCUACUGUUCCAGCGAUGAGCAAAAUCAUGGCUGCAAACCAAUCAACUCGGGAAGAUUUUCUCUCCAGAUUGGUAAUGAGAACUUCUCCGUAACUUUUCUUGCUGCCAACACCAGCGACGAAGGAGUUUACAGUGUCGAAGUGAUCGAUGACAAAAACAAAAGGAUCCAGCAGAAGUUUACCGUUGCAUUGACCGAGCAACUGCCCAGUACCAUUAACCCUGAACCUCCAUCCACCCAUCCACUUUCCACACCUGCUAUAUCCACCAAAGGCAAAGAGACACUUGGGACAAAUGGCCCAACUACCACAGUCAGCACAGAACAAAAUUGCAAAAUAACAUGGGGCAUCAUAGAGGGCCUCUCAGGAGUCAUUACAGUGGCCAUUGUUGUCACUCUUAUCAUCUGCUAUAGAAAGAGGAAGAAAAAUAAUCAUAUUGCUGAUGAUGAUGACACAGAGGAUCCGGGGGAAGGCACUCAUCUCAACUCAAUGGAGCAGGUGAACCAGCCACAGAUGAAUCCUUAGAGAUUGUGGUUGACACAAACUUAUCAGUGGACAAUGAAGAAGGACCUGAACUUGGAGCUUGAUAGGAUGAUGAUGAAAAUGUAAGUACAAGACAUUGUGUGGACUCACAAGACAACAAGGGCUGAGCCUGCCAUUGUAGCAUCUCAUGCAAGUCACCAUCAUAUAGAAGAAGCAGCUCUUCUCUGAGAUGAGCUGAACCUCAGAUGUUCAACCAGAAAGACAAUGAUGGCGAUUCCCAGCAGACCAGACAGAACCAGAUGAACCAGAGCCUCAGUAAUGCCGCAAUGAUCCUGAUAAUCUGAAAGAGAAGAGAGUUAUUCAUAAACAUCUUCUGUGCCAUAAAAUGUCUUUGUCUGUGUAAACACAGAAGCUGUGCGUGGAAGUGUAUUGUACUAAAUGAGUUCAUGUCGGCCUAUUUUCCCGUCGUGGGCAGAUCUCUUUCAUUUGCAGAAAGACACUCUUAUUGCUCACUGGGUUUGCAGCCGUGCAGCUGUAGGUCUCUGGAUCAUUAUAAUGAAGCUCUCUAAUGGUAAACUGAGGUUGAUGCUGAGAUCAGGAUUGCUGGUCUGGUUCAACAUUUCUCCUCCUUUAUACCACGAGAUGAACAUGCCUCGAUCAUUUUUCACAGAACACAACACAGAGCAGAACUCCUCUAUUGACUGUGGCUGCUUUA